Molecule: messenger RNA, 2277 nt
Organism: Exserohilum turcica Et28A
Lineage: Eukaryota; Fungi; Ascomycota; Dothideomycetes; Pleosporales; Pleosporaceae
Exons: 2
Coding region: 1-2277 (758 amino acids)
Biological process (GO): nuclear-transcribed mRNA poly(A) tail shortening
Cellular component (GO): cytoplasm; nucleus; CCR4-NOT complex
Molecular function (GO): protein binding; poly(A)-specific ribonuclease activity
Source: RefSeq, a predicted model, not a curated record
AUGGCCGAGUACUCGGUCUACCCCAGGGGAACCGGCCAGUCCUUUUAUCCGCGACAAAACACUCGAAACCUUCCCAGCCGCGUGCGAUCGCCUACCACUAGCGCCCGCAUCCCCUUCAACAACCCCGACUCGCCCUCGCCAGCUCGAUCCCCCGGCCGCCAAUCGUCUCCCCAGCAGUUCGGCAUGUUCAACCAGGGCCAUGGGCACCAGGGCCACAACGUCAUGAUGAACGGGCGGACUGGGCAGCAAAACUACGCCGCCAUGCAGAUGGGCCUUGGCAAGCCCUUCCAACACAACCAGCACCACCAGCAUCAGCACCAACACCACCAGCAGCACCAAGACCUCACUGGGAACAGCCAUGUUGGACAGUACAACCACCAGCACAACAUCUCGAGCGGCGGCAUGUCCAGCGUCCAGCCCCACUUCACCCCCGGCCACCUCCAGAACGGCACCCCGGGCAGCGUGCACAGCGCCCUUAGCAAGCCGCAGACUGAGCAUUGGCAAGAGCAAUUGAAGUUGCACCAGACGGCCCGCGAGAUGACACAGGCCCACUCGCACGCCAGGAUCCACCCGAGUGUCAGCAAGAGCGUGGUCGCUGGAACAACCAAUGGAAUGCAGAAAGAGGCGGACAAGGAAGAGCGCAACAGGCCGGCUGCCCAGCGAGCCGAAGACGCAAAGGACCAGCACAUUUGGACAAUUCUCGACUUUGGCGGCCAGAACCUCAAGGUCAUCACUCCGGCCCUCUUCGCCUACACCUUUCUGACCAAGCUCUACCUCAACUCGAACAAGCUCACCUACGUGCACCAGAAGAUUGGACAGUUACGCAGCCUCACACAUCUGGAUCUCUCCCUGAACAACUUGCACUACCUGCCCCCGGAGAUUGGCAUGCUGGUCAAUUUGAAGCAGCUGCUCUUGUUUGACAACCACAUUGAGAAUCUGCCGUACGAGCUGGGAUCCCUGUAUCAAUUGGAGGUGCUCGGCAUUGAAGGAAACCCGAUUCCAGAUGAUCUCAAGCAAAUCAUUAUGGAACAAGGUACCACCGAACUCAUCAAGCACUUCCGUGAAAAUGCCCCCGGACCCGAGGCGCCCCCGGAGCGAGACUGGAUUGUUCUCGAUGAGAUUCAAGACACAUCUCAGGAGACUGUCAGCGCGCUCAGCUACAACAUUCUGUGCGACAAGUACUGCACACAGUCACAGUAUGGCUACACGCCCAGCUCAGCGCUCGCGUGGGAAAGUCGUCGAGAACUCAUCUUGGCCGAACUGCGAGAGCGCGACGCAGACAUUGUAUGUUUGCAAGAAAUCGACCAGGAAAGCUUCAAUGAGUUUUUCCGCGCAGCACUGGCGCACAAUGACUACAAGGGAGUAUUUUGGCCAAAGUCCAGGGCGCGAACCAUGGCUGAGAGAGAAGCCAAGCUUGUCGAUGGGUGUGCUAUCUUUUACAAGAACAGCAAGUACAUUUUGCUGGACAAGCAGCUCAUCGACUUUGCAAACACAGCCAUCAAUCGACCCGACAUGAAAGGCGAGCACGACAUCUUCAACCGUGUUAUGCCCCGAGACGACAUUGGAGUGCUUGCAUUCCUGGAGAACCGCGCUACGGGCUCACGAUUUAUUGUAGGAAACGUGCACGUUUUUUGGAACCCUGCAUUCCAAGACGUGAAGCUUGUGCAAGUCGCCAUUCUGAUGGAAGGCAUCACAAAGUUCGCAACACAAUGGACAAAGCACCCGCCUUGCACAAACAAGGUCGUGUACCAGUUCACGAAUGGUGACAACGACGAAGUAGCAGAGCCGGACCCGACGCAGGAGCCCGGGCCCUCCAAGGUGUACACCGACCCCGCCGACAUACCGCUCUUGCUCUGCGGUGAUUUCAAUUCGCUUCCGUCGUCUGGUGUCUACGAUCUCAUCACCAAUGGCAACAUUUCGAAUGUUCACGCGGAUCUGGGAAGCCGCAAGUAUGGUAACUUCACACGAGACGGCAUAUCCCAUCCCUUCAGUCUCAAGUCCAGCUACGCAUCCAUUGGCGAGCUGGCGUUUACAAACUACGUCCCUCACUUCCAAGGAGUACUGGACUACAUCUGGUACUCGACCAAUACCCUUCAAGUGGUUGGUCUUCUUGGCGACAUUGACAAAGGCUACCUCCAGCGGGUGCCGGGGUUCCCCAACUACCACUUCCCCAGUGAUCACAUCGCGCUGUACGCACAGUACAUUGUCAAGAACCGAAAAGAGGCCAAGAAGGUGUCCGAGGUCGACUUUGGGCCUAGCCGGGAGCGAAGGAAUUGA